AUGAAUGAACCUACGUUGAACUUCCAUGUUCAGACCAAUAUCAGUCAAUUCAAAAUCCCCAAUGAAUUGAUUAAGAAGAACUUUAAGACGAUCCAAAAAUUGAUAGAAAAGGAAAAGAAACAGUUAACUGAUGAUGUAUCUAAGAUUAGAAAGAAUCCCAAAUUGUCAAAGGAGAUGAAAUUAGGGAUGAUUCAAAAGAUCAUUCGUAAUUUCGAAGGAUUCCAAAAGAAAUUGAAAGUGGCUAUAGAAAGAGAUCAAGAAUUACAAUCAAGAAUCAUAGCUAGAAUUGAUCAUUUAUCAUUAUUGAAUGAUUAUUGCUUAGCUCAAGACCAGACUCCAAUUACUAAAAGUAAAGGAGGAAAAGAUGGCGAAGAAGAUGGCGACGAUGAAGAUGAUCACCAUGAUCAUGAUGAUGAGAAGGAAGAAUCUACUGCAGCACCUCCAAAGGACGACAAUGAUAAAUACCUCAACCUCCGUGAUCCAAAUUUAAUAAAUUGGUAUCGUGAUCAAACCAAUCUUUUAAUCAUUGAUUAUUUGAUCAAGUCCAACACUGGUACAGGAGAAAAUAUCGGAUUAGUGUUGUUGAACAGUUUAUCCGAAUCCAAUCCUAAGUAUAAAAAGUUAAUUGAUUAUGAUUUAUUUGAAAAUUUUAAUAAGGUUUAUGUAUCAAUUAUGGAACAUCAUGAUUUAUCAUUAAUUAUCGAAUGGUUUAGCGAGAACAAGAAUUUAUUAAAAAAGUUGAAUUCGAAUUUAGAAUUUGAGAUUAAUUAUUGUAAAUUCCUAUCAUUGAUUGAAAAGGGUGAUGUUAAUGAAGCUAUUAAAUUCUCCAAUAUUUAUCUUUCUCCAUAUGGUAAUAAGGAUAACUACCAACAAAAUGAUCUAAUAAAUCACACAAAUAACUUCUCAAGGAUGAAACAAAUUGGAGGAUUAUUAGUUUACUUAUCAUUGAAUACAAAGAAUAACAGCAACAACACACCAGCUGCAAGUAUAUUUGCCAAUACUGCCAAUAGACUUAUGUCAUCAAGUAAUAUGUUAAUCAAUUCACCAAGAUUCCAUGAAUAUGAAAAGCUCUUAUCUGAUGAAAGAUGGGAAAGUUUGUCAAAAUGUUUUAUUGAAAACUUCACCAAGCUUUAUGGAAUUUCUAAAAAUUAUCCAAUUUUCGUUUAUUUAUCAGCUGGGUUAUCAAGUUUAAAGACAAAAUCUUGUUAUCAUAAUACUGAAAAUACCAUAUUUAGAAAUGUACCUGCAACCAAUGAAACAGAGUCCACCAAGGAGACGGCGAAUGAUGAAAAUGUUUACAAGAAAGAUCUUGCAGUAUUGACUAACAAGAAAUAUAGAGGUCCAAAUCAAUAUUAUAAAUUAUUAAACAAGAUUAAUAAUUGUCCUGUGUGUUCGCCAGAAUUAUUCAAAUUAAGUAGAAACUUACCAUAUGCUGAAUUAAUCACGAAUAUCUUUGAUAAUCCAUUCAAAUUACCUAAUGGGAACAUUUAUCCAUUUGAUAAGUUAUUGAAUCCUUCAGAAAAAUUCUUAUCAGAAAAGAAUACCCUCCUUAGAAUGAAUAAGAUCAAAGAUCCAUUAACUAGAGAAAUCUUCUUAAUUGAUAAUUGUGUGAGAGUUUAUCCAGCAUAA
Scheffersomyces coipomensis is the source of this 1629-nucleotide messenger RNA. RefSeq names its product glucose-induced degradation complex subunit. The transcript is spliced from 2 exons. The coding region runs from base 1 to 1629 and encodes 542 amino acids. Gene Ontology annotation, biological process: proteasome-mediated ubiquitin-dependent protein catabolic process. Gene Ontology annotation, molecular function: ubiquitin protein ligase activity. The record is from RefSeq and is a predicted model, not a curated record. Gene Ontology annotation, cellular component: cytoplasm; GID complex; nucleus. Lineage: Eukaryota; Fungi; Ascomycota; Pichiomycetes; Serinales; Debaryomycetaceae.